UCAGUUCCAUCCUGCGACUUGGAAGCGAAGCACGCGUCUCUUGAUUUAUGGUGCGCGGUCAGUUCAGACCAGAUUCAGAUUCCGGUUUCGAUUCUUUUUUAGUAGGGCCAAGUGUUCCCUAGGCCUAAUGAGCCCCUUUGCGUGUUAAUUGCGAAUUAAUGACUGGCGAUUAAAAUGCAAUAAUCGCUUGCAUGGUACCCUACGAAUGAACCUCUACGGUUCGGUUACUUUCAAGUGAGAAACAGUGUAGUCUAUAGACAUAACGUAGACAUUGUGCACCGAGAAGUUGUUGGAAAAAAACUUCAACUGAAGAGGAUUAAAAAGAAACAGUGCGAAAAACGAAAAACAGGAAACCCCCGAAACAAAAACAAACACUUUCAUUGCUCCCCAGGCAGAGCUUAGUAGAGAGUGCUUCCCGGAUCUAAUUUGACGGAAUCGUUAGUUGACCAGACCGACCUCAACAUCUCCCACCCCCCGCACCGACACGUUUUGCUGGGGGAUCGCGUGCCGAGAGUACAACGAUAAUAACAAUAAACUUGCGGAUAACAGCUACAGAAACAGCAAUAGAAUGUCCGCCCGCCUGACAUCGUUGUCCCCGUCAUCGGCAUCGGCAUCGGCAUCAUCCCUGCUCCCGGCCAGAGCCAAUUUCGGAUUACUCAACUGGCUCAUCAGUUGGCUGCUGCUGUCGAUGGCGCUGCUUAGAGGCUACAGCGCUGCGAUUGCCCCCACGCCACCCACGACCACCACCACGACCAUCUCGCCCUCGAAUCUGCUGCCCUACUUCGACUUUGACGUGCCGCGCAACUUGACCGUAACCGUCGGCCAAACCGGCUUCCUACACUGCCGCGUGGAGCGGCUGGGUGAUAAGGACGUCUCCUGGAUACGCAAACGUGAUCUGCAUAUACUCACCGCCGGCGGCACAACCUAUACAUCUGAUCAGCGUUUCCAGGUCCUGCGACCUGAUGGCUCGGCCAAUUGGACUCUGCAAAUAAAGUAUCCCCAGCCCCGUGACUCGGGGGUCUACGAGUGCCAGAUCAACACGGAGCCGAAGAUGUCCUUGUCAUACACCUUCAAUGUUGUGGAACUCAAGGCGGAAAUCUUUGGGCCCAGAGAUCUGAUGGUGAAGACAGGCAGCGACAUUAACCUAACCUGUAAAAUUAUGCAGGGACCCCACGAGCUGGGCAACAUAUUCUGGUACAAAGGCAGCGAAAUGCUUGAUGGCAAAGGCGAGAAUGAAAUUGACAGCUCCAUGGCCCGCAUCCGCGUCGAGGAUGAUUGGUCGGACGGCCUGACUUCGAGCAGAUUAAAAAUCAAGCACGCCAUGCCCGGCGAUACUGGCAACUACACCUGUGUGCCCACGGUGGCGAAAACCUCGAGCGUCUAUGUGCACGUAAUUAUUGGCGAACACCCGGCGGCUAUGCAACAUAACUCGAGCAGCAACAGCAACAGCUUUUACUGCGGCAUCUGCUGUAUGCUGCUUAGCAUUGUUUCCUGCUGCCUGCAGCAUUGGUACGAGUCCGGGAGUGGAUAUGUCUCAACAACGGCGAUGGCAAGUACGGGUUCGGGGCUCAAUUUCCCCCGGCGUGCAGUGCUGCAAACAAGAGGAACUGGAGUCACGAGAACAGCAGUAUCGACAACGGCAGCAGUGGCAGCUGCUGCAACUGGCAACAUGUUGCGAGCACGCCCGGCGGCGGCUCAGUGCAUGAGAUGAAGGAAUAAUCAACACGCCGGUGAGGCAAAACAGGAAUCAGCAGAACACUAAAAAGGCAAACACACAUACAAACACCACGCCCACAUUCAAGGUGAUUUAAUUUUUUUUUUGGGCGCGGUAAGGUCUGCGAUGGCUCAUGAAAAAGUAUUUAUUAAUGUCUAAGAUGAUGAGUGCACGUAGUUUAAAAAGAAAACGUAUUAUCCGAUAUGCGACGUUAUAGCAACAUGUGAAUGGAAAGAAAAGGGAAGGGAGGGAAAUGAAGCCAGAGGCUGGGAAACCCUAAGCCCUUCAUCUGGCUCUGGAAAAACCUAACCAUUUUCCGUGGAUUAUCAGAAUCUAGUUCAAUGUUUAUAGAGAAUAAACAAGAGACGAUGUAAUACAAAGUAAAGUUUUGUGCGAUUCGUUAUGAUUUUACUUGCCAGUGAUCGAUAGCAACAAUCGAUAAUUCGUAUUCGACUAUAGAAUCAAUACCGAUUGACAGUAAUAAGUAUCGAUAUAAAUGUCACAUCAUUAAUUAGAGAAAAAUCUAUUUAAAAUUUCUGAAAACCGAUUAUUUUUGUCUAUUUUUGAGUACCGUUAAUCAGCCACCGAUAUCCAAUUAUCGAUGCCUGUUAAUACUUUCAAAAAUAAUUUCCAAACAUCUAAAUGUGAUUUGUUCUUACAAUGAUUGUAGUGAAUUGAUAUCACACAGCCGGUAACCGUUUGCACUUGAUAAUCGACAACAAUUAUCGACUAUAGAUCAUCGAUUACCCACUACCGAUCACUGCCAACAGAUCAUCGUUGGCACACCCAUAGCUAAGUUUUCCAACACACUCUCAUUACGAAAUAAGACUUACUAGCUAUAAAUAUGCUUCGAACACGAACCCGAACCCCAACCACAACCCCUCCGCGGAGCUCUUCCGUUGAACCUCCCCGCCUUCUAUGGAACAUCGAACUGCCAAUAAACCCACACUGGACGCGUACACACAACUCUGUAGACCACACUGUCCGAAGUUGUUCGAUUGAAAUCUGCUGUAAAUAAUUGCCAUUCAACAGAGUAGUUACUCAAGAGUACUUCAAAGCAGCACUCAUCCGAUUAUUUCGUUUUCAAAUAACGCUCCCGGUUGCUUUGCACAUUUAUCAGUUUUAGGUAUUAGCUAUGGAUAAGUACGAGCAUGUAUUGUAAGUAUGUAUAGCCGGUAAGCCGAUAAGCUAGUGGAGUGGAGAAACAUUUCAUUCAUUCCACUCGUUCAGCACUCCAACAUUAUGGACAAAGCCUUGUUUAUCACGGACCCAAUUGUCGGAGAGACUCGUUUAAUUGUAUAUAAUUAGUUUUGGAUAAAAAAAGAGAUAGAAACAACAACAGAAACAUUAAAAAAUAAAUAUAAAAUAUGAUACAUAAAUGCAAUGGAUAAUUGUGUUUAUCGAUUGUUAAUUGAUACGAAUACGAUAACGAAGAGAAUGGUUCGGUCAGGGGCAGUGUAAAUAAAUUGAUUAUUAGACAAAAACUGUAAUUUUAAUUAACUCUUAGCCACAAAGAUACAAGUACGAUUCGAAUAGUCUAUAAGCGGCACAUCAGAGAAACCAAAAUGUCAAAAACCACACACAUAACUUAAUUCUCCAGAGAUAACCAGAGAAUUCAGACAACAAACGAAACAAAGAGUUCAUAUAAGAGAAGACAGAGUUAGCUAAAUUAAAUAUGGUUACAACAUAUUGUAUAUAGAAUGAAUGGAUUUUGCAUUAUCAAAACUGGCAUUGAACUUAUCCAAAGAUACGGACUCCACUCCCAAGGGUUCGUCCCCAUAGAUGCUUAGGCUAAGGUCUGUCCCCGAGUGCAAACAAUAACGAAACCAUAGCGACAAAAUACGAUAUGUAUUGCAACUAUAAGUAUAUCUUCAUCUAUAUAUAAACCAGGUACUCUAUAUACCCGUACAUACCGUAUAUGUGUGUUUGUGUGUGUAUCUACACAUUCAUCUACAGAUAAUAAUGUUUAACACAGCCACACAAAGACGAAAUGAAAUGAUGAAAUAAAAUUAUGAUUUA
Messenger RNA from Drosophila miranda, 3733 nucleotides. RefSeq names its product zwei Ig domain protein zig-8 (gene dpr1). NCBI's taxonomy places the organism in Eukaryota, Metazoa, Arthropoda, Insecta, Diptera, Drosophilidae. Bases 569 to 1711 code for a protein of 380 amino acids. Gene Ontology annotation, cellular component: neuron projection membrane. Gene Ontology annotation, biological process: synapse organization. The record is from RefSeq and is a predicted model, not a curated record. The transcript is spliced from 8 exons.